AUGGAUACCUCUGAUUAUGACUGUUUCUAUGCCUCAGUUUUCGAGGCCGAGCGACCUGAAUUGAAGUCACUCCCCCUGGCAGUUCAGCAAAAGCAGAUCGUGGUAACUUGCAACUACGAAGCCCGGCGGCGAGGUCUACAUAAGUUGCAGCUCAUCAAAGAUGCCAAACGCAUUUGUCCCGAUGUGGUAAUAGUUCUAGGUGAAGACUUGACCAAGUUCCGAGAUGCCUCCAAAGAGCUUUAUCUGCUAGUUCGGUCCCUUGUCUGGGGAGACCGUGUCGAAAAGCUAGGCUUUGACGAGCUCUUUCUCGACGUCACAGAAAUGAUUGAUUACAACACUGGAGUGCUAAAUCAAAAUGACUUGGCGAAUUCGUAUUUUCAUCUUGAUCGGAAGGACCCGACCGUUGGGUUUUCUUACGAUGCCACUCGUUUCCACGGAUCGACCUUCCCCGCAAUGGAGACAGCCUCCGUGGCUCAGAAAGCUUCGUCUUCGUUGGAAAUGAGGUUGCUGGUUGCCUCUCAUUUACAGGGUCAUAUACGGAGUAAGUUGGAGCAUCAAGUAGGCUUCACGGCUACGGGCGGAAUCUCAACCUCCAAACUGUUGGCAAAGUUGGUCGGUAAUGUCCACAAACCCAACGGUCAGACGACUCUUCUGCCACCAUAUACGACCGAAGAUAGUACUAGCAACGUGUUCCAGUUCCUGGAUGAUCACGAGAUCCGAAAAAUCCCUGGAAUUGGUUCACGGAUUGCCCAGAAAUUGAAAUCCCACAUGACAGGGCAAGAGAGCGUCGAUGAGAAGAUUACAGUCAAGGAUAUCCGCCAGUUCCCUGGUAUGGGCCCACCUCUACUGGACAGAAUCCUUGGCGGGCCAGGUUCAGUGAAAGGGAUCGGGAUGCGCAUGUGGAACAUUCUCCAUGGUGUAGAUAAUUCUGAGGUGCUCGAGGGUCGCGAUGUGCCUACCCAGAUCAGCAUCGAGGAUUCAUAUGGCCGUUUAGAUACGCUCGACGGUGUACGACGAGAGCUAGUAGUGUUGUCACGAAGUUUGAUCCGCCGUGUAAGAACCGACCUGCUUGAUAUGAGUGAUGACACUGCUCCUCAAGGAAGAUGGCGUGCUCAUCCUCGCACGCUACGAUUAUCGACCCAGUCAAGACCUCCCGAUUUUGGUACCGGACGUGCAUACAAUUCCAAUCGCAUCUCUCGCUCGGCACCCCUGCCACCCUUUAUUUUCAACCUGGAUGAGAAUAUUGAUGCAUUGGCUGAACGGCUGGUCCGGGAAAGUGUCUUCUCUAUGUUUCGCAAAUUACAUCCCGAAAAGGGGUGGAAUCUUAGAUUGUUGAACAUUGCGGUUACCAAUAUGGUGGAGAGUGCGGGAGAUCAGAAGAAAAACAGUGGACGUGAUAUUGAGAAAAUGUUUCGACAGCAGGAGACAGUACUCAAGGAUUGGACUGUACAGGAAUCAUCUGAUGUGCCUGAGAUAUCACAGUCGGAUGAUGGAUGGGAUGAUGAUGAACCCUUGGGAACACGAUCACAGGCCUCAGAGGCCAUUCGACGGGUGACAGCCGUUGACAAUCCUAUCAUUCGUACUCCUUCACACCAAAUAGACCACUUAUCGGAUUUCGAUAUCACCUUCGCCUUACACCAAGACGGCAAGCGCAUAAAGCUAGAACUCAAGCCAAAUCAUGAUAUCUUGGCCGAUGACGCUUACGUACAAUACGUUGGUAUCGAUGGCACAAUCACACAUGCGGAACCGAUCAAGCGACACGAACAUAAAGUCUUCCAAGGUCGUGCCUUGGUAGGAUCUGGCAAGGGGAGAUGGACGCCUGUGGGUUGGGCAAGAAUCACCGUCAAAAGGGAUGGUCUAGAGCCCCUCUUUGAGGGUGCUUUCAGUGUCAACGAUGACAAGCACCACAUUGAGUUACAGUCAACCUAUCUUGACAAGAAGCGCCCGAUCGAUGCCGAUGUCGAACCCAGAGAUGGGGAAUCCAUGAUAGUCUACCGUGACUCCGACAUGAUUAGCUAUACGCAUUCUGAGCUCAAGAAGCGGUCGCUUUCUCUAUCCGAAGGCUCCGACGGGUGCGGUGCAGAUCGACUUGGGUACAAUGCUGAUCUAUCCAGUUCGAUCUUCUCAUAUGACAUGGACGAAGCAGAUGGUCAGUGGGGUGUUGCUUCGUUGAACUCGAUGUUUGGAUUGGGCAAGCGACAGUCAUCAGAUAUUGGCGGUGUCGCAGGAAACACUGGCGGCGUGAAUCUGAAAACGACCAUCGGCGAUUCCAGUGGAUGUCCUAAAACGAAGAAAGUCGCCUUGAUCGGAAUUGCAACGGAUUGUGAAUUCACCGAAUCAUUCAUGGCUACCAACUCUACCCCUAGGGAAGCGGCCAAGGACUGGAUCAUCAACGUGGUCAACACGGCUUCAAAUCUCUAUGAGGAAUCUUUCAAUAUCUCCAUUGGUUUGCGGAAUCUUACAAUCUCCGAGACAGGCUGCACCAGCACGGGCUCUACUGCUACGCCCUGGAAUGUGGACUGCAACGGCGGAAACGUCACCUGGCGCUUGAAUGAAUUCUCCAAGUGGCGCUCAACUCACUCAGAUGACAAUGCCUACUGGACUCUGAUGACAAACUGCCCUACAGGCACCGAAGUUGGAGUGUCAUGGAUGGGCCGUCUGUGCUCCUCCGAACUAGUCACAUCCGGAGCUAACUCUGUGGCUGGUGCCAACGUCGUAGUUCGCAAUUCCGGCUCUUCCUGGCAGGUGUUUGCCCACGAGACUGGUCACACCUUUGGAGCAGUGCACGACUGCGACGAGACCGGCUGCAAGGACAAGUUAGAAGCCUCGUCUCAAUGCUGCCCGCUAAGUUCAUCGACCUGCGAUGCCGGUGCCAAAUACAUUAUGAACCCAUACGCUCAGAACACCAUGACUAAGUUUUCCGACUGUACCAUCGGUAACAUCUGCUCCGCCAUUGGCAGAAACAGCAUCAAGUCUUCUUGUCUAUCCGACAAUCGCGGAGUCGUCACAAUCACCGGCAGUCAAUGCGGCAACGGCAUUGUCGAAGGCGACGAAGAGUGUGACUGCGGCGACGAAGAAAGUUGCAGCGGCAACUCAUGCUGUGACCCAAAGACCUGCAAAUUCAAAGACAGUGCUGUCUGCGACGACGCCAACGACAGCUGCUGCAUCAAAUGCCAGUUCGCCUCCGCCAAUACCAUCUGCCGUGCCAGCACCGGAGAAUGUGACAUCGCCGAGACGUGCAGCGGAUCCUCAAGCUCCUGUCCCGAAAACAAAUACAAAGACGACGGUGCAAGCUGCGGACAGAAGGACCAGGGACUGACCUGUGCUAGCGGCCAAUGCACCAGCCGUGACUACCAGUGUCGCACAGUGAUAGGCUCCAUGCUGAACACCAACGACAGCUGGGCCUGCGAAAACACAAAUAGACCAUCCUGCGAUCUCAUCUGCGGUGCACCCUCACUCCCCCACACAUUCGGCACCACGGAGUGCUACAACAUGAACCAGAACUUCCUCGACGGUACACCCUGCGAUGCCGGUGGUCGCUGUAGCGCAGGCCAGUGCAAGGGUUCCUCGGCUCUGGGCUGGAUCAAACAGCAUGAGAAGCUAGUUAUUGGCGUCUGCGUUGGCGGCGGUACGCUGAUCCUGCUCUCUCUCAUCGUCUGCAUCUACAGUCGCUGCAAGCGCAGUUCACAGCUGCGUAAGGCCCGCAAGGCUAUUCCCCCUGGUACAUACCGCCGCUACAAUGGGCCCCAGCCUAGUGCUCGCCAGCCUAUGGAUCAGUGGCAUGGAUACCGGAAUGACGGUUACCAGAAUAUGCCUUACCAGAAUGUGCCUCCCCCUGGUCCCCCGCCACGAUACUCAUGA
Messenger RNA from Penicillium griseofulvum, 3861 nucleotides. RefSeq lists its product as uncharacterized. The transcript is spliced from 3 exons. The record is from RefSeq and is a predicted model, not a curated record. Lineage: Eukaryota; Fungi; Ascomycota; Eurotiomycetes; Eurotiales; Aspergillaceae. Gene Ontology annotation, molecular function: DNA-directed DNA polymerase activity; metalloendopeptidase activity; damaged DNA binding. Gene Ontology annotation, biological process: translesion synthesis; proteolysis. Bases 1 to 3861 code for a protein of 1286 amino acids.